AUUGUACUGUCGGUCUGCAGAAGAGGCAGCUGGAGCAGCUUUAUACCCACACAGCUGGAGUGCAGCGCUAAUCCCCCGGGCUGGCCACUGGUGAGAGACAUGAUGAGGUCGAGUUGUGUUUUACUGAUGCUGCUGGCGGUUCAGCUGAUUAACGCAGAGCCUGACUCUGGCACUGUUAUUCCUGCUGAGAGUCGGCCGUGUGUGGACUGCCAUGCCUUUGAAUUCAUGCAGCGAGCACUGCAGGAUCUGAAGAAGACGGCCUUCAACCUCGACUCACGGACUGAGAAUCUGGUGCUGAGAGCUGAGAGGAGGGCGCUGUGUGACUGCAUACCCAUCAGCACCUUAAACUGACCACUGAGCCUCUGAGCACCAUUACAGCGCCGCUGAACCGCUUUCAGCCCAUCACGUCAUCUUAUUGUGUACUUCAUAUAAAAACACGAACACGAGCCAAAUGCAACAUUUUCUUUUCCUCUGCGGUCUAAACAACCUGUUUUGGAAACUUCUUACAGAACACAAGACUGGCAUGUUAAAGUUACAGUACAGUAUGAGCCAGCCUGGUCCUAAUCACUAUAUCGGUGCUUUAUCAUCUAUUUUUACGUUUCUCUAAUAAAUGUUGUGGUUAUAUGUGUAACGUUGAAGCUUGAGUUCUUCAUGUUUAUCUUAUAGUUCACACUUAGAUGUGUAGAACAUAUGUACGAUAUUGCUGCCUGUUUAUUUCACACAAAGGCGCAUCGUGUUGCAUUUUUAAUAAAUAACAAUACAUAGGGUUGAUUAAUAUUAGACACGCAGCAGAUAGAUGUAUUUUCAUGUAGAAAUCUGUAGAAAAGAAAUCCCUUUUAUAAUACAAAUGUAUACUGUGUGUAAUCAGGAUAGUGUUCUGAGUGUCUUUACUUAUCGAUGUAAAAGGCAUGAUAAAUGUAGUUCACAUUAGUCUAGCUGUUUUAUAUUGUCAUGUUGGUGUGUAGCCGUGUCGAUUACACUGAGCUGCAAAACCGCGAGUCAAUAAGCAGCGGCUCACUGAAUGUAGCUGCGAUGGUUGUGAUGCGACUUCUUUCUCAUUUGUAAAACAGCUUUCAUUUAUAAAGUUAAAUGUAGCUGAAACAAAAUUAAACGGCAUUGAAGACAAA
This is a messenger RNA of Neoarius graeffei (lesser salmon catfish), 1127 nucleotides long. It is a transcript of the gene nicol1, whose product is annotated as NELL2 interacting cell ontogeny regulator 1. NCBI's taxonomy places the organism in Eukaryota, Metazoa, Chordata, Actinopteri, Siluriformes, Ariidae. The record is from RefSeq and is a predicted model, not a curated record. The coding region runs from base 100 to 351 and encodes 83 amino acids. The transcript is spliced from 4 exons.